AUGGUUGAACGUUUUAGCAUGGAGGUUGGUGGGUCAGUGCAGAGAAGACAGAGUGGACAGCUUGAAGCCUGGACGAAGGCUCAAUGGACAGCCCUAGAAUCCCCAGUAAGUACCCCACAGGCAGCUAAAGCGAUCCUUGCAAUAGCCUCACUGCCCAAUGAGUUGAAGGCUGAAAGCAUGAUCGAGUCCUGCCAGACUCUUGCCACCCUUCAGAAUUACAAUGCCAAAGGAGUAAAGGGUGGAGUUCCAUCCUUGAAAACUAAACAGGCAUUUGAAGAUGAUGAGGAGGAUGAAGAUGAUGAUGAUGAUGAAUUUGAUGAUGAAGAAACUGAAGAAAAAGUUCCAGUGAAGAAAUCUGUACGAGAUACCCCAGCCAAAAAUGCACAAAAAUCAAACCAAAAUGGAAAAGACUUAAAACCAUCAACACCAAGAUCAAAAGGUCAAGAGUCCUUCAAAAAACAGGAAAAAACUCCUAAAACCCCAAAAGGACCUAGUUCUGUAGAAGACAUUAAGGCAAAAAUGCAAGCAAGUAUAGAAAAAGGUGGUUCUCUUCCCAAAGUGGAAACCAAGUUCAUCAAUUAUGUGAAGAAUUGCUUCCGGAUGACUGAUCAGGAGGCUAUUCAAGAUCUCUGGAAUCAAAUCUUAUGUGAAGGUCCUUGA
Molecule: messenger RNA, 660 nt
Organism: Phodopus roborovskii (desert hamster)
Lineage: Eukaryota; Metazoa; Chordata; Mammalia; Rodentia; Cricetidae
Product: nucleophosmin-like
Exons: 4
Coding region: 1-660 (219 amino acids)
Biological process (GO): ribosomal large subunit biogenesis; positive regulation of transcription by RNA polymerase II; ribosomal small subunit export from nucleus
Cellular component (GO): centrosome; cytoplasm; nucleolus
Molecular function (GO): RNA binding; histone binding; chromatin binding
Source: RefSeq, a predicted model, not a curated record